Molecule: messenger RNA, 1036 nt
Organism: Schizophyllum commune H4-8
Lineage: Eukaryota; Fungi; Basidiomycota; Agaricomycetes; Agaricales; Schizophyllaceae
Product: DUF962-domain-containing protein
Exons: 6
Coding region: 99-728 (209 amino acids)
Biological process (GO): sphingoid catabolic process
Cellular component (GO): endoplasmic reticulum
Source: RefSeq, a predicted model, not a curated record
CCGGGCCCGGAGGGCGAACCAGUAGCCGGCGGUCCAUUGCAUUCGAGAACCAGCACCUGUUCCCAUCCCCCACCACCUUUCCUCAUUCCCCGCCAGCCAUGUCGACCAAGGCCUCGCUGUUCGACGUCAAGGCGCAGCUCACCUUCUACGGCGCGUACCACUCGAAUAAGGUCAAUGUGGGCAUACACAUGAUAUUUGUGCCCACGAUUAUGUGGACGGCAUUCGUGAUGACCUCGUCCCUCCCGACGCCGUCGUUCUUCCCGGAUUUCCAUUAUAAGAUUAACGACUAUCUUGCACUCUCUUCCUCUUGGCCAACGGUGUACGCUAUCGUGGUUGCCGCGUACUACUUCGCCCUCGAUCCCGUUGCAGCAUUCCUCUACCUCCCUCAGAUGGCCCUAUCUCUGCUCUCCGCAACCCGCUUCGCCGAAACCUCUGGCACCUUCGCUGGCCUUGACCACUUCCAACUCGCUCUCGCGCUGCACGUUACGUCUUGGCUAUUCCAGUUCGCCGGCCACGGCCUUGCCGAGGGCCGUGCGCCUGCACUUCUGGACAACCUUCUCGGAGCCAUCGUCCUCGCCCCGUUCUUCGUCCACAUCGAGGAGCUCUUCGUGCUCGGCUACCGCCCGCAGCUGCACAAGGAGCUCAACAACGCGAUCGGCGUCGAGAUCACGCGCAUCCGCAAGGCGCAGGGUGAGGCGCGGCGUGCGAAGGAGAAGAAGGCGCAGUAGGGGGAGGGUAGGCGCAGGAGGGGAAGAGGGGGGAGGGGUAGAUGGAUCGCAAGAUUGAAGUGAAGAUGAUGGCGGUGAAGACGAACACUGGAUUGAAGGUCCCGACUAUGGAGAAUGGCUCGCCUAACGCGGGUGCAACGAAUCAGGAUAGUUGCAAAGGACUGCUAAUUGAGCGUGAAUACUGUACACGAAUACUUGCCUGUAUGAACUAUCGGAUGUUAUGACCUCUGUUUUCCGUGUUACUUAGUGAUAUGGCUUGACCCGAAUGACAGACGCGUGCUUCCGGCUUCGAACGAGGUGCAAGAGCA